Molecule: messenger RNA, 1069 nt
Organism: Pararge aegeria (speckled wood butterfly)
Lineage: Eukaryota; Metazoa; Arthropoda; Insecta; Lepidoptera; Nymphalidae
Product: B2 protein-like
Exons: 4
Coding region: 15-416 (133 amino acids)
Biological process (GO): sensory perception of smell
Molecular function (GO): odorant binding
Source: RefSeq, a predicted model, not a curated record
CUGACCUUUGAACCAUGAAGACUUUGUUAGUACUCGCGAUCUGCUUAGUGGUGGCCCAGGCCCUGACCGACGAACAGAAGGAGAGACUCAAGAAGCACAGAUCAGAAUGCCUCACGGAAACCAGUGCUGAUGAGCAACUGGUGAACAAACUGAAAUCUGGCGACUUUAAGACCGAAAAUGAGCCUUUGAAGAAGUACGCGCUGUGCAUGCUUACAAAGUCCGAGCUGAUGACCAAGGACGGGAAAUUCAAGAAGGAUGUCGCACUCGCCAAGGUCCCUAACGCAGCUGACAAACCAGCAGUCGAGAAGCUGAUCGACACUUGCCUGGCCAACAAAGGCAACACCCCCCACCAGACCGCGUGGAACUAUGCCAAGUGCUACCAUGAGAAGGACCCCAAGCACUCCAUCUUUCAAUAAACUACCCGCAGUAACCAAAAACCUUCGUCUUCCACAUAGAACGGACUGGGCCCGCAAUCCAUCGAGAAGGAAUUUACGCGGCAAAUAUUUGAUAUUGAAUUCGAAAUUUGAAUUCUCCAAUGAAAUACAACAGAAGACAUCGGACAUUAUUGCCAUGAAAAACAGAAUGCUUGCGACUGAUCUCGUUAUGUGCAAUCCGGGCCCUGAAACUCUAUAACAGACAUCUCUCUUAACGCUCCUCACAACCAUUUUAAUGACGUCUAUAUUGACAGUUGAGUUUUGAAUGUGUCAAAUUGUACGUCACAAAACUAUGUUAGCGACGUUAGGAUUAGGUCUAUAUUCACUAUGAUCAACCUUGACAAUUCUUGUAUUGACGUCAAAAACACUAUUACAGAUAAUGAAGGUUUUGCUGACAUGACGUAUCCUUUACUUCGCAGACAUUCCAAACUUUUCAUACUUUUAUUUUCCUUCGACGCGGAAUUUUAGUUGCGCUAGCUGACAUUUGGUAAUGACUACGUACGGUUCUAGAAACUAAAUCAAAGCAUUUACUGACUGCUGACAAUUUUUACAAUUUUAAUUAUACUUAGUUUCUUCAAAACUUAAAGUAACAUGUAACUGCCGAUACGAAUUUAAUAAAGUUUAAUUUGGUAUUA